Messenger RNA from Acomys russatus (golden spiny mouse), 3114 nucleotides. RefSeq names its product NLR family pyrin domain containing 6 (gene Nlrp6). Gene Ontology annotation, molecular function: peptide binding; vasopressin receptor activity. Gene Ontology annotation, cellular component: canonical inflammasome complex; cytoplasm. The transcript is spliced from 8 exons. Gene Ontology annotation, biological process: acute inflammatory response; regulation of inflammatory response; response to bacterium. The coding region runs from base 177 to 2804 and encodes 875 amino acids. The record is from RefSeq and is a predicted model, not a curated record. Lineage: Eukaryota; Metazoa; Chordata; Mammalia; Rodentia; Muridae.
CUGGAACUGUUCUUAAGUGUGGGGGGCCUCAUGACUGCCAGCAAGACUCUAGCUGAGCUAGAAUGGACAGGGCUGAGAAAUGCACCAACUCCCAGCACAAGACCAGUUUAGCCCAGGAAGGAUCACCUUUGCUCCCACCCUCUGUGUCUGAGCAUCAGGUCCUAGGAUAAGACUCCAUGGACGUGGCUGGGGCCUCCUGCUCCAGCUCAGAGGCAUUGGUGCGGGACCUGCUUCUGGCCGCACUCGAGGACUUGAGCCAGGAGCAGCUAAAGCGCUUUCGCCACAAGCUGCGGGAUGCACCCUUGGAUGGCCGCAGCAUCCCUUGGGGGCGACUGGAACACUCAGACCCAGUGGACCUCGUCGACAAACUGACCCAGUUCUAUGGGCCAGAGCCAGCCGUGGACGUGACCCGAAAGAUCCUGAAGAAGGCAGAUGCUCGAGAUGUGGCGAUGCGACUCAAGGCGCAGCAGCUGCAGAGGCUCGGCCCCAGCUCAGCGCUUCUCCCCGUGUCGGAGUACAAGAAGAAAUACCGCGAGCACGUGCUACGACAGCAUGCUAAGGUGAAGGAGAGGAACAGCCGCUCGGUGAAGAUCACCAAGCGCUUCACCAAGCUGCUCAUCGCGCCCGGGAGCGGCGCGGUGGAGGAUGAGCUGCUGGGGGCAUCGGAGGAGCCCGAGCGCGCUAGGCGCUCAGACACGGACACCUUUAAUCGGCUUUUCCGGGGCGAUGACGAGGGCCCGCGGCCUCUGACCGUGGUGCUUCAGGGCCCGGCCGGCAUCGGCAAAACCAUGGCGGCCAAGAAAAUCCUCUACGACUGGGCAGCAGGCAAGCUAUAUCACGGCCAGGUAGACUUCGCCUUCUUCUUGCCUUGCGGCGAGCUACUGGAACGGCCAGGCACGCGCAGCUUGGCGGACCUGAUCCUGGACCAGUGUCCAGACCGCACGGCACCGGUGCGGCAGAUACUGGCGCAGCCCCAGCGCCUACUUUUUAUCCUGGACGGUGCAGACGAGCUGCCUACUUUAAUAGGCUCGGAGACCACUCCCUGCACAGAUCCUUUCGAGGUUGCAAGUGGCUUGAGAGUGCUGAGCGGGCUGCUGAGCCAGGAGCUGCUACCCUUGGCUCGUUUGCUGGUGACUACACGCACUGUCGCCCCCGGGAGACUGCAGGGCAGACUGUGCUCGCCACAGUGCGCGGAAGUGCGCGGUUUCUCGGACAAAGACAAGAAAAAGUAUUUCUUCAAGUUCUUCCGGGACGAGAGAAAGGCAGAGCGCGCUUAUCGCUUCGUGAAAGAGAACGAGACGCUGUUUGCGCUGUGCUUCGUGCCCUUCGUGUGCUGGAUCGUGUGCACAGUGCUGCAGCAGCAGCUGGAGCUGGGCCAGGAUCUGUCGCGUACCUCCAAGACCACCACAUCGGUGUACCUGCUCUUCAUCGCCAGCAUGCUGAAGUCUGCAGGAGCCAAUGGACCCCGGGUUCAGGGAGAGCUGCGCAUGCUGUGCUGCCUAGCCCGGGAGGGCAUCCUGAAGCAUCAAGCGCAGUUUUCAGAAAAUGACCUGGAGAGGUUGAAGCUUCAGGCCUCCCAAGUUCAGACAAUGUUUCUCAGCAAGAAGGAACUGCAGGGCGUGCUAGAAAAGGUGGUCACCUACCAGUUCAUUGACCAGAGCUUUCAGGAGUUCUUGGCCGCGCUGUCUUACCUAUUGGAGGCUAAGGGAGCUCCAGGGGCCCCCGCAGGAGGUGUGCAAAUGCUCCUGAACUCCGACACAGAGCUGCGCGGUUAUCUUGCACUCACUACCCGAUUCCUCUUUGGACUACUGAGUGCAGAGAGGAUUCGUGACAUCGAGCGCUAUUUUGGCUGUGUGGUGCCAGAGCGUUUGAAACAAGACACCCUGCAAUGGGUACAAGGACAGAGCCACCGCAGGGUGCCACCAGCAGGGGCAGGAAGGAAUGCCGAGCUGGGGGACACUGAGGAACCGGAGGAGGAAGAGGAGGAGGAGGAGGAGGAGGAUCUCAACUUUGGACUGGAACUGUUGUACUGCCUGUAUGAGACACAAGAGGAUGCUUUUGUGCGCCAGGCUCUUAGCAACCUUCCAGAGGUGGUACUGGAGCGAGUUCGGUUCACCCGCAUGGACCUUGAGGUUCUGAGCUACUGCAUGCAGUGCUGCCCAGCUGGCCAAGCUCUGAGACUGGUGAGCUGUGGGCUGGUGGAGGCGAAGGAGAAAAAAAAGAAGAGCCUGGUGAAAAGGCUGAAGGGUUCUCGGACCACCACGAAACAACCCCCAGUGUCCCUGCUGCAUCCACUCUGUGAGGCCAUGACUGCCCAACAAUGUGGUCUGAGUGUUCUGAUCUUGUCACACUGCAAACUCCCUGAUGCAGUUUGUCGAGACCUCUCUGAGGCCCUGAAGGUAGCUCCUGCCCUGAGGGAGCUGGGCCUCCUCCAGAGCCGGCUUACUGAGGCAGGCCUGCGUUUACUGAGCGAAGGCCUGGCAUGGCCCAGGUGCCACGUGCAGACACUCAGGGUGCAGCUGCCUAACCUCCAAGAAGCAAUCCGGUACUUGGUCUUUGUGCUCCAGCAGAGCCGGGUCCUGACCACCCUGGACCUCAGUGGCUGUCAGCUGCCUGGCCCCAUGGUGGAGAGCCUGUGCUCAGCCUUGAGGCAUCCUACAUGCUGCCUAAAGACUCUCAGUCUGACCUCCGUGGAGUUGAGUGAGGUGUCCCUGAGGGAGCUUCGAACUGUGACGACAUUAAAGCCAGAUCUGGCCAUCAUACAUUCAGAACUAGGCGCACAUCCUCAGCCUCUGAAAGGAUGAGGCAGUGUCUUCUGAGGCCCUGGAGGCCGGAACCGGGUGGAGGAUGCUGAAGCCAAAGUCCUUAUGAAGGAGCCCUCCCCAUUCAAAAGCAAGAAGAUGCCAGCUUCUCCUUCCAGGGAAGUCUUUCAAGCCAAGAAGCCACAGAAGGGCAAGCAAAAGACCCAGGUAGAUAUAGGUCCUUGGUAGCUCCUGGAUAGGCCUGGCACAAGCCUUGCCCUGGAUGCUCUGAGGUUAGUCCUCCCCCGGCCCCACAACCACGGCUACCUUCCUUUCUGGGCCCUCCUAUGUGUCCUUUAAAGAUAAUCCCCAA